UUCAUGACAUGAGUUGAGAGUUGAAUUUUGAUAGAACAAGUGGCAAGUGCUGAAGCUCGCAAUGAAGUUGUAUAAAAAAUAAAAAUAUUCAAUAUGGCUACAGAUCAUACGACGUGAGCUGUCAGCUGUAGUAAUUAUUGUUUCUUUGUGUUAAUUACGCGUUAAAAAUGUUAUGAUUAUUCCGUGUUAUCGAAUAUGGGUGCGAAAGAUUCAAAACCUAGUUUUAUAUCUUACGAAGAUGCGACGAAGAGAGUAAGCGAGAGUGAAUUACGACGUAUUCGUGAAGCGUUUAAGAGAUGUGCCGGUACAAGUGGGACGGCCUUGAGCCUGGAAGCGUUCGUCCAUGAAGUGCUAUGUGACGGAGUACCUUACGAAGUGGCAGAGUGGUUGUACCAGGCUUGUGGUGGUACAAAGCGAGGGAUCAUAUUCCGGGACCUUCUGUGCGGUAUCGUCGUGUUGACGAAAGGAAAUCUAGAGGAGAAAAUCAAGUUCCUAUGGACCCUCUAUGUAAAUAAUCAAAGUGAGAAUGGCACAUACAUCUACAAGCGCGACUUUGCUCGCGCAUUACAACUUGAGAACACAUCUCUGCCGGUAUCCGGGUCCCAUCGGUCUGCGGAUAUCCUCACCAGCUUAUUUGGACUUGGUGAACGAGUGACAUUCGAACAGUUCCGAUCAUGGUUGCUUAUACAUAAAGAUGCCACGGUAUUAUCAAAAUGGCUGCUAUCAGAUCGUGGUAGUAUAUCACAUGAUUUGGAAACACCGACUUUUUAUCAAAGUCUAGCUGGUGUCACACAUUUGGAAGAGCGGGACAUAAUAGAGCUAGAGAAAUGCUUCUGGUCACUACGCAGCAACGCUUCAAGCGGACAACUGGACGGGGCGGGGCUACGUGCUCUUCUAGCCCCGCCCCUACCCGCCGCCGCAUUGCCCGGUGUGCUGCGAGCUCUGGAUGAGAACAGAGAUGGGCAUGUGGAUUUUAAAGAACUCUGCUGUGGACUCAGCGCAGCCUGUAGAGGACCACGCACCGAGAGACUUAAAUUCUGUUUCAAAAUCUUCGACCUUGAUCGAGAUGGUGUUUUAAACAAGAAGGAACUGAUCGACAUGGUGGGAAUACUCUGUACUGUAGCCAAUGAGUCUCUCAAACAGCAGAACUCCAGAGCAUCAACACCAUCCGAUGAAUCCGAAGCAGAGAAGAGCUUUGAUCCUGAAGUAGUACUCCUAAACCUGAGGGAUAAACUGGUCAGUUUACCCAAGAAUGGUAACAAACCCAUCUUUCAGCUCGGACCUAAUAAUUCUGUUGAUGAAAGUCAGAAAAUUGAAGAGGAAUUGGUUGAUAUAAAAGAGGAUUCGGAUUGCGAUGGUCUGAUCGCAUCAGACGCGGCGCUGACAUCUGAGGAGUUUCUGAUGUGGGCGGUGGAGCGCGCAGAGCGGCUGCUCACUCCGCUCCUGGAGCUGCUGUUUGAUGUCUGCCAUGUCGUGCUCGGCCUCAGACCUCAAUGCAGGCAUCACGAGAGAGACAUAGUGAUCCGGUGGCUGCGUCGUGAGACAGCUCGCGGGUACUCGGUGGGUCAGUUCUGGUACCUAGUAGGCAGUGAGUGGUGGGCGGCGUGGGCUGCCUACACUGCGGCCGGGGACAGCUGUUGCCGGAACUCCCCCCGAGCUAUAGAUGAUGCUAUCGUCUGUGAUGAGAGCUUCACUAGUAAUUCUACAGAGUCAAUGGGGUCGCUGCUGUGGCGUGCGGAGACGUCCUCCCUGGGCAGCGGCAGCGCGGGCAGUAGCAGCGGCGUGAGCAGUGCGCCUGCACAUCGCUCGCCGCCUCAUCCCGGACCCAUCGACAACAGGCGUCUGCUGGCCAGGGACGAACUUAAGGUGCGUACGCUGACUGGCGAGGGCGGACACUUGCGGCGUGACGUCACACUCGCGCAGCACAGGGACUUCGAGCUGCUGCCCGACUCGCUCUGGCGCGCAAUGGCGCUCUGGUACGGCGGACCUGACCCUCUGCCAAGACAGGUGAUCAGACCUCCAAAUUCGGAUGUUGAAAUGGAACUUUACCCGCUGCAGCUGAAGAUACUGCGACACGUGCCAAGUACACCACGAAUGAAUGUGGGCGGUGUGGGGGCGGGUGUGGGCGGGGCGGGCGCGGCGCUGUACAGCAGCGUGCCGGCCGCGCCUGCACCGCCCGACACACAGCUCGCGUACACAGCCGCCUUCUCCCGCCUCGCCACUGUCAAACAGGUGACGGAGUUCCUAUGCGAGGCGCUAGGUCUGGCUCGCGAGGACGUGCGGCUGUGGUCAGUGGGGGGCGGGGCCGGCGGCGGUGGGGGCGGGGCGUUGCUGCUGGACGACGAGCGUCCGUCACUGCACGAACUGCGUCUGCAUGAACGAGACCGCUCCCGGCUGCUGCUGGAGCUGCGUAACCCAGAUCUCACCUGGCCUGAGGAGAUAGGCGCGCUCAGUAUGAGCGGUGGUCGCGGCGUGGAGCGUCGCGAGACACUGUCUGCGCCGGACGUGGCGGGCGCCACCGGGCUGCACAACCUCGGCAAUACAUGCUUCAUGAAUGCCGCGCUGCAGUCUGUGUGGAACACGGGCCCACUGACACGGUACUUCAACUCCGGCAUGCAUUUGUACGAGGUGAACACUACUAACCCCCUCGGCACCAAGGGCGCCCUGGCGCUGCGCUACGGCGAACUAUGUAAAGAGGUGUGGUCGUGCAGCGCGCGGUCUGUGGCACCGCUGCGCGUGCGCUGGUGUGUGUCGCGACACGCACGUGGGCUUGCGGGCGGCGGACAGCACGACGCGCAGGAGCUGCUGGCCUGGCUGCUGGACGCGUUGCACGAGGACCUCAACCGUGCCGCCCCGCCCCGCCCACUGCCUGCCCCGCCCCCGCCCUCGCCUCCGCCACAAGACACAGACACGCCCCCGCCUACCAGGCCGGACCAGGAGGUGGCUGCGGAGGCGUGGGCGCAGUUCACGGCGUCCAAUGACUCGAUAAUGACGGACCUGUUCUACGGCCAGCUCAAGUCUAAGGUGCGGUGUGACGCGUGCGGCCGCGAGUCUGUGCGCUUCGACACAUUCAAUAUGCUCAGUCUGCCGCUGCCCAUGGAGUCCUUUGUACGCUGCGAGGUCAGAGUAAUAUUAUUGAAUGGCUCUGUUCCUGUGAAGUACGGUCUGCGGGUGAACUCUGAAGGCACGUAUUUGGAUUUAAAGAAGAAACUAUCAGAACUUUGCGGAUUGCCGCCUGAAUGCAUGUUGGUGGCGCUAGUGUCGGGGGCGACAAUAUCGCGGCUGCCGGAGGACGGCGCCAAACUGACUGCGAGCGGCGCCACUGAGCUCUUCGCUUACGAGAUACCUGCACCACAACACGACAUGCAUGAGUGGAGCGGCGCCGGCGUGUGGUGCGAGGGGGGCGGGGCGGAGGGCGUGUCCGGGGGCGGGGCGUGCGGCGGCGCGGGGGCUGCGGGGGGAGCGGGCUCGGUGAGUGUGCGCGCCGCCUCGCUCUGCAUGCCCGCGCUCUUCUGCUUCAAGCGUUCGAGAUCGGAAAUUCUUAUGUCCCAGAGUCCGCCGAGCACGUUCCACAGCGCGGGGGCGGAGCUGGAGGGCGAGGGGCGGAGUCACACGUUGCCGCGCGGCGCGGGGGGGAGGCGCUCGCUCACACUGCCGCCCCCCGCACCGACACUCUCCAAGGUCAAGUUCGCCUCCUCUCCCUCUCACAUGUACAACAUGGAUGAGAUAGAUGGACCACCUAUUCAGUAUUUGGUUGCUGUACACAGGAAGCAGUGCCGCGCGGACGCGUUCUUCCUGUCGUGGCAGCGCGUGCGGCCGGCGCUGUUCGGCGUGCCGCUGGUGGUGGCGGUGCGCGCGGGCGAGCCGGGCCGCGAGCUGUACGCGCGCGUCUGGGCACAGCUGGCGCGUCUGCUCUCCCCGCGACCGCCCCGCCCGCCUCACCCCUCACACCCCUCACACGCCGCCAGGGACCUCUCCAACCACGCCGCUGACUGUGACGACAGUCUGGGGUACGAGUUCCCGUUCACGCUGCGUCUGGUGUGCGGGUCUGGUGCGUGGUGCGCGCUGUGCGCCUGGCCCGCACUCUGCCGCGGCUGUGCGCUGCCCAGCGACCACAAGCCGCUGCUGCGUGACCCGCACACACACGAACACGAACACGAACACGAGCACGAGCACGCAGACACGUACGCGGAUACACACAUAUACGAGUCGCAGGUGUCAGUGGACAGCGGGUGUGGUCUGGCAGGCGGGUCUCCGGCAGCACGCGCCAAGCUGCAGCGACAGACUAGCGCCAGACUAACUGCUGACGUCUCGGGAGAUGUGGGAUGCGGCGAGGUGUCGUAUUUAUCAAUGGGGGCGCUACGAGCGGCGCGCAGACGUGGCUUGCUGCUCGCCAUAGACUGGGAACCCACCGCGCUACAUCUCAGAUACCAGGCCACCAGAGAGAGGGCAUGGGUGGAGCACUCGUCAGUGGCGGAGUGCGGUGCAGCAUCAGCGCGGCCGGUGGACCUGGCGAGCUGCCUGGCCGCCUUCACGUCUGAGGAGCGGCUGGAGCAGCGCUACCACUGCGACCACUGCCGCACCGCGCAGCCCGCCACCAAGAAGCUGCAGAUCUGGCGCGCACCUCCCAUACUGAUUAUUCAUCUCAAACGUUUCCAAUACGUGAACAACAAAUGGAUUAAAUCCCAAAAAGUGGUCAACUUCCCGUUCGAAGACUUCGAUCCUACACCGUACCUCGCCUCAGUGCCGCAAGAGACCAUCCUCAGGCAUCGUGAGCUGAAGAGCAUGAGACGAAGAUCCUCCAUGUUUGUUGACGUCGAAGGUCCCAUAUCGGAGACGGAGAGCGAGAAUUCUGAUGAGGAAGAUGAGAGUAGCAGAGAAGAAGCUCCGAGUAAGAGUAACGUUGAGAGGCGACGGGAGUCAGUGGAGUUGAAGGGGCGGGCGCGGCUGCAGUCCACCAGUCUGACGGCAACCCCAGUCACUGAUGAUAAUCUGGUGGAUUACCACCAGCACCACCUCGAGAAGGAGCAGGAUCCUUUCGAUUUGAAGUACAAGUUGUAUGCUGUUGUGUCGCACACGGGGCAGCUGCACGGCGGUCACUACGUGGCGUACGCGCACAACCCCUCGGGCGCGUGGCUCUGCUACAACGACAGCUCGUGUCGCGCUGUGGGCGCGCGCGACGUGCAGCCAGCCGCCGCGUACCUGCUGUUCUACGAGAGACGCGGACUUGACUACGGGCGCUACCUGCCUGCGCGUGCGCACCACCCCGCACCCGCACCACCACCAGACGCAGACGACGCGGAUAUGCGCAACAUGUGCGUGCUCGCAUGACCUAAACAACCUUAAACUAAUGCCUACUUUACAUUACUACAGAAUAAGACAUUAGCACUCAAAAUCGGCUUAAUGUAAAUACUAGCUGUCAUUGCGCUACUGUCUUACUGUACUGGCAUAAAGGAUAUAACAGCAUCCUAAACAUGUAUAACUCGUAUGUCACCGUUAUCUUGCAUGUGACGUCAUCAACGCCAUUAAAGAUGGCGCCCAAAGUAAUAUAUGAGGUACAGCUACAGUAUGAUGUUAUUUUGUGCUAAUCCUAAAUCUGGUCAUAUUAUAGAGUUGACUUACCAAUUUGUACAGUCGCGAACAAUCGUUGGAUAUGUACAUUUGUAUUAUCAUAUAAGAACUUGUUCAACGAUCUUUUUCAAAAUACAAUUGAGAAGAAUUAUCAACAGCGAUAUUUUGCUAUAAGUUUCUCAAAUUAUAUGUAAUUUACUUUGUGAUUGUACACAAGGAACUGAUGGAUAUAGUAUUUUUUUCGUUCUAUAGACACGGAAUGAAGUAAACAUCAUAAAAUUGAAUAUAUUUCAAUAAUUUAAUAAAAAUAAUAAUAAAUCAGAAAUGUU
This is a messenger RNA of Papilio xuthus (Asian swallowtail), 5900 nucleotides long. It is a transcript of the gene Usp32, whose product is annotated as Ubiquitin specific protease 32. Gene Ontology annotation, molecular function: cysteine-type deubiquitinase activity; calcium ion binding. Gene Ontology annotation, biological process: protein deubiquitination. Bases 196 to 5331 code for a protein of 1711 amino acids. The record is from RefSeq and is a predicted model, not a curated record. The transcript has 27 exons. Gene Ontology annotation, cellular component: Golgi apparatus. NCBI's taxonomy places the organism in Eukaryota, Metazoa, Arthropoda, Insecta, Lepidoptera, Papilionidae.